UGAUACCAUCUGUCAGUGUCAUUAUUAGGUUGAGUGGAAAAAAAGGUUCAUUUAGGGGCAAAAACAAAACUAAAAAAAUCUCAAAUGAAAAAUUAAAAACCUCUUUUCGUCAAAAAUCAUGUGUUCCUGAAACAAGUGCUUAAAAAUCAGUGACAACUAAAUACAACCUAAAACAAAACAAAAACCAAUUUAAAAAAUGGCAUCGAUUUUAGAUAUGAGAACCAAUAAUUUGAGUCCCAGUAUCUUCGAAUAUUGGACUCAAGAAAUUACAAAUUUCUUCACACCACUCAAAUACUUACUGGCAAAUUCUCGAUUGGAGUUAUUUCUAAAGGAUGUCGAUGUCAAUUAUAUUGUGAAUACGGUUUUUUGGAUUUUCUUAAUGUUCACUUUGGGUUUUUGUGGUUUCUAUCAUUUGUUCCACGUAUUUUUCAAAUCACCAAAUGUCAAAUUCUACAAACGCAAACAAUUCGCUCGAUCCAUUUGGAAUAUUGCCUUUUAUGCAGCUUCAACUAUAUUUCUCUACUAUUACAAUGAAUACAUGAUCUCACCUCAAUUGGUUCGCAAUGCCGGACGACUUUUCCCCACCUAUGAAAAUACAAUUUUCUACAAAUCACAAUCUUGUGAGAAAUUUCAACUGUACUCUUUAUUUAUAACAACUUUUUAUUUGCAUGGAGCAAUGUUGGAUUUUAAGGAAAGUGAUUUUUCGGAAGCUGCUUCAAAGACACUUUAUGCUUUAGCAUUGGUGUCAAUUAAUGGAUAUAAAUUCGAAAACUAUUUUGUUGGAUUGAAUUUAAAUUUGGGAAUUUAUAACAUCAUAACUGAUUGUUUGUUUCUAUUGGCCUUACAAAAUUCCCAUCGAAAUCGUUUGAUUUAUCAAGUUUUUCUUGGACUCCGAAUUGCAUCAUGGUCCCAUGUGUUUAUCAGUUUGCUCCCAUUCAAAUACCUAGUCCCAACUCUCUUUGCAAAGAAUUUUAAAAUUCUGCUAAAUGUUGUAAUAUGGCUCUGGUAUGGACUCUCAAUUUGGAACUCACCCGUUUUGCAGUAUUUCAACCACCAAAUCUAUCAUAAUUCACCCAUUGAUUGUUCUGGUGAAGGAUCAGCAGCAAAGUGCAUUCUACUGAAAGACUCAAGUGAACAUAGACACUUUAAAGCUUUGAAAAAGGCCUAUUUUGAAGUUAAAUUGGCUCAUGAAAAAAUGACAGCUUGUGUAACAACAGCAUCGACAUCAGAAAAUUCUUCAGCAAAGACAUUUCAAGCUAUAAAAUGUAUUAUGACGCUCAAAAGAAAACUCAAACGUAUUCGCGAAGGACGAGGUGAAAAUAUUUACGAUGCUGGUGAAAUUACACCAGAUUCACCCACCGAAUCUGAAUAAUAAAGAACAUUAAAUUGACAGGAUGAAAAGACGAAAGAAGCUCAAUUAGGCUAUUUCACUUAGCCUAUUAUUUUAUUUAUUUAUAAUAUUUUUUUUUUAAUUAGUGUAUCCUUAUUUAUCUUAAUGUUAAAUCUCUCUUAUUUUUAACCUUGUGAUAUUCCAAGAUAGAUUUUUUUCUUCGUUUAAAAAAUCGGAAGUAUAAACUUCUCAAUUUUACAUCAAUUUUAAAGAGAAGCUCUAACCUCUCAAUUUAAUUCCUAUAAUUUUAUUGUAAAACUAUUAUUUUUAGUAAACAAUUUUUUUUUAAUUUGUAGUCCAUAUUUAUUAAAAAUCUUGUUUUAGCAACAAAAAAGACACUAUUUUUGAUAAUCUUAGUAAAAU
Episyrphus balteatus (marmalade hoverfly) is the source of this 1753-nucleotide messenger RNA. RefSeq lists its product as uncharacterized. The record is from RefSeq and is a predicted model, not a curated record. Lineage: Eukaryota; Metazoa; Arthropoda; Insecta; Diptera; Syrphidae. The transcript has 7 exons. Bases 197 to 1372 code for a protein of 391 amino acids.